UCCACAGACUUUUCUAACCAGAAUCUUUGAUUUUAUUCUCUCCCAAUUCAAUUUUUCUGAUAUACUUUUGAUCAGAAAUCCAAUCCAGAAAGUUGCGGGAAAAGAAGAGAGAAAUCGAAGAAUUUUUUCAUGGCCGAUUCCAAAUCGUAUCCUUCAUCAAACUCAUCGCCAGGGAAAAAUGUGAAGGCGCCAAAUGUGUUUGAGAGGGCAAAGGAAGAGUUUGAGGCAGUUGUUCUACACAGGCAUGAGCAUCACAAGGAGACUCAUGAUAUCGAUUCCAACACUCCGAGCGGUGAUGUGAAGGCUCCCAAUGUGUUUGAGAGGGCAAAGGAGGAGUUUGAGGCAGUUUUGCACAGUGGGAAACACUGGCAUGUGCAUCACAAGGAGACUCAUGGAAUGCGGGAAGAUAUUGAUUGCAACACUCCAACCAGUGACGUCAAGGCUCCCAACGUGUUUGAGAGGGCAAAGGAGGAAAUCGAGGCCAUUGUGGAGGCUAUUCAUCCAAAGAAGGAUCCAAAGAGUCAUGACGGAGAGAUGAGGAAUACUCCUACGAAGAGCUCUGCGAAAUCGGAGAAGUCAGAGUUGCAUUCAGAAUGGAAGGAGAAGGCGGGUGGAAAUGAGUCGGAGAAACAUCUUCACCGAGAGAAGCAUGGAAAAAGUGAUGAUAUUGAUGAUGUUAGAGGUCCAAACAUGUUCGAACGAGCAAAAGAAGAAAUCGAAGCUCUUAUUGAGACCAUCCAUCCAAAGAAGGAUUCAGGUCGACCCAAGGAAGACACAGAUUGAAAUUCUUUUUAUAUGCUUAGAAAUAAACACAAUGGUUUUGGUAUUUUCAAAUUUUACAAAAUACCCUAUGAAUGUUGUAUUCUUGUGCAGUUAGAUGAUUUGUGAUAUAUUAGAUGCCUUUGAAGAGCUAGAUGAGGAGUUGGACUACUUCUCAACAAUAUACUCAAUUUGGAUAAGAAAGAUUUGAUUAGCCAAUCAUUUGCACACGUGAGUAAAAUAUUCUGCAAGCUGCAUUUCUCA
Molecule: messenger RNA, 1023 nt
Organism: Salvia hispanica
Lineage: Eukaryota; Viridiplantae; Streptophyta; Magnoliopsida; Lamiales; Lamiaceae
Source: RefSeq, a predicted model, not a curated record